This is a messenger RNA of Amblyraja radiata (thorny skate), 1319 nucleotides long. It is a transcript of the gene thy1, whose product is annotated as Thy-1 cell surface antigen. The coding region runs from base 144 to 644 and encodes 166 amino acids. Gene Ontology annotation, biological process: integrin-mediated signaling pathway; regulation of cell migration; positive regulation of focal adhesion assembly. The record is from RefSeq and is a predicted model, not a curated record. Gene Ontology annotation, molecular function: integrin binding; GTPase activator activity. Gene Ontology annotation, cellular component: dendrite; focal adhesion; membrane raft. Lineage: Eukaryota; Metazoa; Chordata; Chondrichthyes; Rajiformes; Rajidae. The transcript is spliced from 4 exons.
GUAACUCAGAGGGACAGGCAGCAACUCUGGAGAGUCGGGUCGGGAACCUUCUUCAAACUAGUGUCUAUCAGCAUUUUAUUCACCACAUCAACAGCAAAUGGUGCACAUAUCGGAUUGUAGGAGGCUCCUGGUCUUUACCAAAGAUGAAUCAUUUGCUGAUACUGUCUGUCCUGGCAGCAUUGCCUUUGGUGGAAGGCCAAGAAAUCACACGUCUGACUGCCUGCACCACAAAGACCAAUGAUCUGAGUCUCGAAUGCCAACACAAAAAGGCCUCUGGAGACAUCAAAUACGAGUGGAGUCUCUUCAAUCGAAAGAACCAGACGCUGGUGAUUAUUAGCACAAUCCAAGAGAACAAGGCGGAUGCGUCCUACAAGAAACGGGCCAAAGUAACCAAGACAGAUGAUAUGGUAAUGCUCAAUGUGACUGGUUUUGGAACAAUUGACAAUGGCAAGUAUACUUGCCAUCUUCGCUUGAAUGCUGAACCAGGUCAUGACGACAACAAAACAAUUUCAGUUACUAAAGAAACUAUUCCAAAGUGCGGCGCCUCUGGGCUUCUGCUGAACAUCCCUUUGAUGCUGAGUCUACUGCUCUUGCUUCCCGUUCUUCAAAACCUGGGGAACUUGCCUUGUGGAAAUGAAAACUAAUGAAUCAGCAACACAGAAAGAACAGGCAUGACAGCAUCUCCACUGUGGAAUGAGCGAUUGUUCUGUUGUUGUUUUUACCCUAGCCAAUCGUGAUUAUUUUAUGUUAAUUUCCCAUCAUGCCAGUGAUUUCAAGCAGAUAUAGUUUCGAUAAGUCACAGUCACAGUUGCAAAUGUAGUUUGGUGCACUCCGCAAACUCCCCUCUCCAAUUCCAUUGUCGUUCAAGUAGCAUCAAUGGUGAUGUUAGCGUAGGGUUCACCCCUUAGAGCUUUCAAGGCCAUGGCUGAUAUCAAUUGUGAAUCGGUUCCCAUCAUCACCACACUGGUGUUACUGGUGAAUAACGGGAUGCAGGGAGGGAUGAGGGCAGGAGCAGCAUUAGUGAACUAGUUAUGUGCACUGUUGUAGCAGACCCAAGAGCCUGACUGAUUCUCCAAGACACAAGCCAGGAUCUGCUCCAAUGACUCUGACUCUUUCGAACAAUGCAAAAUAUUAAUAUAAGUGCUUUGGCUUCUAUUGAAUGUAACGCUAGCCUGCUCAGGUACAUACCAGUUACUGUACAUAUUGAGGAAUCCAGCUCUGUUGAAUAUAUUUUCUAUGUAGGCUGAGUACUGUGUCAAAUUUUUUUAAUUGCCAAUAUCCAAUAAAUAAAUGCUCAUUUUCUUUUCUCAAAUGGAAAA